Messenger RNA from Phanerochaete carnosa HHB-10118-sp, 1312 nucleotides. RefSeq lists its product as uncharacterized. The record is from RefSeq and is a predicted model, not a curated record. NCBI's taxonomy places the organism in Eukaryota, Fungi, Basidiomycota, Agaricomycetes, Polyporales, Phanerochaetaceae. The transcript is spliced from 6 exons. The annotation marks the transcript as partial.
CAUGGACGCUCCAGGCGGCGACGAACGCACUGCAGACUUGACGUGGGGGAACGUCGGCCUUGCGUUCAGCUUCAUCGCGUUCAAUGCGGUCGUGUCGCGGGUGUUCCAGCUCGGGGUCGGGACGUCUCUCGUGACUGCCGCUGUGCGGUGCGUCGUACAGCUCACGCUCGUGUCACUCGUGCUGCAGAAGGUAUUCGAGGCGAAGAAUCCAUGGGCUGUUGCCGGAAUUGCCUUCCUGCUGAACCUAAUGGGGACGAUUGAAACUGUUGUGAACAAGGCGAAGCGGAGGUUUCAACAUAUGUUCCCUUCAGUGCUUUUCGGCAUGCUUUGCUCAACCAUUCCCGUCUCCAUGAUCGGUAUUCGCUACGCCAUGGCCGUGAAUCCGUUCUGGAAGCCAGAGCAGUACAUACCUGUCGUCGGAAUGCUGUGCGGAGCCACCAUCUCAGGAAUCGUGGUAGCCUGCAACUACGUCCUAAAGGAGCUCUACGAGAACAAGGACAAGAUUGAGACUUACCUUGCAUUCGGCGCAUCACGGUUUGAAGCUUGCAAGCCCAUUGCGACCGACGCCCUACGUCUCGCUUUGACACCUAACGUUAACCAAAUGAGGUGCGUACACGAACCCUGCGCCCAGGAUGGAACUCUAAUGCUCGGGUUUAUCAGUGUCCUCGGUAUCAUCGCGAUUCCGGGCAUGAUGACCGGUGCUAUCCUCGGAGGGUCGAGUGUCCAACAGGCCGCGCGCCUCCAGAUGGUGAUCAUGUUCAUGAUCUCGUCCUGCACCGCGCUCUCUUCAAUCGUGACCACCGUGCUCGCUCUCAGCGUCGUCGUCGACGCUGAACAUCGUAUUCGUACGGAUAAGAUCGACAACCGUCCUCAUGCUGUGUGGCGCGCGCGGAACUGGCUCGUGAGCCGGGUUGCGGAGGGGCUGAAAAGCAUGUGGAACAAGGUCGUUGCACCGAUCAGGAAGAGGACUAAGUCGGGGGAUGAGGGUGAGGAAAGCGAAAGGUUGUUGGGAUAAGCACGGAGGGCCUCGUAAAUUCAAGUUUGCAUGCUGAAUAAGUGCUGAAUAUUUCUGAUCUACUGUAUAUCAUCAGUUGCUCUGACCUCUUCUGGUACAAUCUGCAUAUAGUCCAAUUAUUCAAACUAGGGCAAAAUUACACACAUUUCUUACUUAAACUGUGUGAAGUUGUCACUCAUAUGCUUCGGGUGACUCGUUCAUGUGCUGUCCUGGUUGUAGUUUCCGCUCGUGCAGUGAAUGCGAUGCAGGGCUGCUCGAGCUCGAGAAUUCCUAAUUCAAACCUUUGUUGAAAUCCGA